AUGAGCGGUACAGGUAAUAAACACGAAUCGAUACCUAUCGAGAAACCCUUUAUCCCCAAGUAUCUGCAAAAUAGUCCUUUGGAUAUUUAUAACAGAACGGCUGAAAACCCCAUAUUAUUACCUAGCAGAUGGAAUUUUGCGGAUCGUUGGAAAUGUGUAAGUGUGGAAGGAAAUCAAUUAGGGAUUGGGUAUAUAGGAACCGGAAUGGCCGCAGCUAUAAGAUCCGACCACCCAAUCCCUAAAGAAGCCGGAAUUUUUUACUACGAAGUUGAUGUCAUAGAUAGUGGUCCUAUGAAUUUAAUUGGGAUUGGAAUCGGUAGAAAGGCUAGUUAUAUAAAUAGACAAACAGGCUGGGAGCAAUCAACUAUCGGGUACCACGGUGAUGAUGGAUUGGUAUUUCUUGAGAUAGGCAUCGGAGGAAAUCCAUAUGGACCUUUGUAUUGUUCGGGUGACACCAUCGGAUGCUGUUUGAAUUAUUAUGAUCGAACCGUAUCUUAUACAAAGAAUGGGAUUAAUUUAGGAAUCGCCAGUACCAGAAUAUUUGAUGGAGAAAUGUAUCCCAUGGUCGGUAUGAGAAACCGUUUUGCGUGUCUUGAAGUUAACUUUGGCGCAAGACCUUUUAUGUAUAAUAUAGAAUAUCACGCAAAGACGAUUUUUGAUAGAGUCAAGGUUCAUAGUCGGGAUAAAACCGUUUUCGAAGAGGUUUCUUUUGCAAUGUCCGAGUUAGGAAUAUCCAAAAAAACUUAA
Molecule: messenger RNA, 747 nt
Organism: Acaulospora morrowiae
Lineage: Eukaryota; Fungi; Glomeromycota; Glomeromycetes; Diversisporales; Acaulosporaceae
Source: the annotation of a GenBank genome assembly